Pelecanus crispus (Dalmatian pelican) is the source of this 858-nucleotide messenger RNA. The record is from RefSeq and is a predicted model, not a curated record. NCBI's taxonomy places the organism in Eukaryota, Metazoa, Chordata, Aves, Pelecaniformes, Pelecanidae.
AUGGUACAGCAUUACCUCCUGCGUUUUAGGGUGAGCAUCCAUGGAGAGGAGGUGCUUGGGGCUUCUCAGCUGGCAAAGCCCCUCCUCCUGCAGGAUGUCCCAUCCCCUCCUCUGCAGCUCCAACAGGUAUCAGCGGGUGUCCAUUACUGCAGGUUAAAUUUUGCUGGUAUCUUGGCCUGCCAGGGAUUGUAUCAGGAAAACCAUGCUCUUUCCUUCAACUCCUGCCCUUGGCCCAUCGACCUUCCCACGUGCACGGGAUACAGAGUAAUCGGUGUGACUGGCACUAAAGCUGUGGUGGCAGAGUGGGUUGUUGAUCAGAAGAUGCUGUGGCAGAUCCCUGAGGUGUCAUACAGGGAUGCGGCGGCAUUGUCGACCACCUACGGCACAACCUUGCUGGUGAUAGUGGCAGCUGGAAGUGACCCCAAAUAUGAGCUGGGUCUGAAGAGCGGCACAAAUCAUGGCAUGAGCUACAGCCAGAGCAGACAGAGAGAGGAGGUGAAGAUGCUCACAAGAGCAGUCUACAUGGCUGUUGAGGCCAUCAGAGGGGACAUCUUCAAGGCAGCUCUGCAAAGUUUGGCGUGGGAGGGCAGAAUUGUGGGGAUGGGGUUUGUUAGAGGAAAAAUCCUCUCAGUUCACCACCUACUGCUUCUGAAGAACACGUCUGCCACAGGAACAUUGAGUCAGUACGAGGAAGACGAUUUCCCCAUUUUUUCCUCUAUCUCCUCCAUUCCCCAGUAUUGCUGGGAGGGAAAUAUCCAUCCCCAUGUUGGAGCAUGCUUCAGACUGGAAGAGGUAAACGAAGCCUUCAACCACAUGUUCCAGCACAAGUUAGGAAAGCUCAUCAUCUCCAUGAAGUAA